CGCUCGCUGGCUGCCUUUUGCAUGUGCGGCCCAAAUCUGAUGCAUUACCGCAAGCAUCUAAGGGUGUUUGUUUUGGCCACCUGAGCUCUCUGGGGGAGGCGAUAAAAGCGCGAGGUAGACUGCAAGCCAGGCGGCCUCUUUUCCUUCUUCUGCCGCCUCUUUGUCGUUAACCGCACCACGCAGCUUUUUCUUUGUAAUCUCUCGCACCGCCGUUCGUUCAUGUCGUCUGCUCUCGCUAUCAAGGCCGCUGCCAUUCUUGGCGGAUCCGGUGUCGCCCUGGGUGCCUUCGGCGCGCACGCGCUCAAGCGGAUUGUUGAGGACCCGCACAAGAUCCAGCAGUGGGGCACUGCGUCGCGCUACCAGCAGAUUCACGCGUGCGCGCUGCUCGCCAUUGGACUGUCGGGCAAGCAGGCUCCGUAUGCGGUCUAUCUGCUGACCGCGGGCUCCAUCAUGUUCGCCGGCUCCAUCUACACGCUGGUGUUGCUGGGCGAGCGUGCGCACAGCAUUGCCCUGAUGACGCCGCUCGGCGGUCUCACCAUGGUCGCUGGCUGGCUGUCGCUUGUCACUCUGGCUCUGUAAUUUCCAACAAAAAGAAAAGAAUAUAAUAUUUUUGAUACUGACGGGAGAGCCCUACUUCAGCGUGGCCUUGGCGACGGUGGCAGUGGUGCAG
Linderina pennispora is the source of this 670-nucleotide messenger RNA. Its product is annotated as DUF423-domain-containing protein. Bases 220 to 579 code for a protein of 119 amino acids. The record is from RefSeq and is a predicted model, not a curated record. NCBI's taxonomy places the organism in Eukaryota, Fungi, Kickxellomycota, Kickxellomycetes, Kickxellales, Kickxellaceae. The transcript has a single exon.